Messenger RNA from Pelmatolapia mariae (spotted tilapia), 2982 nucleotides. Its product is annotated as neurturin-like. The coding region runs from base 643 to 1368 and encodes 241 amino acids. The transcript is spliced from 3 exons. The record is from RefSeq and is a predicted model, not a curated record. NCBI's taxonomy places the organism in Eukaryota, Metazoa, Chordata, Actinopteri, Cichliformes, Cichlidae. Gene Ontology annotation, molecular function: growth factor activity; receptor tyrosine kinase binding; glial cell-derived neurotrophic factor receptor binding.
GCAGGUAUUUACGGGGUGUGUUCAGAGUAAUAUAGAGACAGCCAGUCACAUGGCUCCAGCGAAGCCGCAACUCACGGUGCAUUAACAGUGCUCUGUAGGUACAGGCCUCACGUUUAUGCAGUGGCAAACACACUGUGGUUAGACCUGGAGAGAUUUCUUGAUAUCAAGAAACGGCAAGAUGAUAUAAGAAAGAUAAUCUAGUCUUAUGUGAUGGAGCUGCUGAUUUUAGCAUGUGUACACCAUAGAAGUGAAGUGGGUGUCUGGCCAACAAUUGAAGGUUGUACUUUGUCUAAAUUUCUAGACAAGCAUGCGUCAGAUGAUUGGGGAAGAGUGAAACCACGCAACUGCUGUACGUGUGUGUUUAUGGUAUGUAUGAGUCACAGAGAGAGAGGGAGAGAGGGUGAAACAGAAGAGGCUGUAUUUAGAGAAUAUAUAGGAACAAAUGCUGCUGCAUGGUGAGACAUUGAAGUUGGUAUCUGCUUCUUUUUUUUCCAGCACAAAGACGCUCUUCAUUUUUGCUGUUCUGUGAUCUUCUGUCACAAUGACCGUGUCUCACUGGUCUCGAUCCAGACUGGCUGACAGGAAAGCCCCCCUAUCUGCUGUCUUCAUUCAAAAAGUUUCAAUGCUCCUCCACGUUCUAAGAUGAAGUUAUGGAAAGGUGCUACUUUUGCCUUCAUGCUCUGUGCUGCAGCCCUGUCCACCAUCCUCAUUAGAAACAUGGCCACCAUCAGACAGUUCAAGCUUAACACAAAAUAUCCAUCUUCACCCUCGUCGAGACCGUCUUCAUUAUUAGAAUCAGCAUCCAAGACCUCACCGCCAUCAUCAUCAUCGCCCUCCUCAGAAUCAAGGCCAGUGCCCCAACAGAUGGGUGAUCUGCAUCGGAGGAAACGCUCAACAGACGACAUGAAAUCUUUCCUCUCAGAGUUUACCAUGAUGCUGCAGAGCUUCACCGAGGGCGAGCUUCAGCACGUGGUCGGAACCUUGCUAGAAAGGAAGCGAAGGAAGAGCCGGCGGCUUGCUGAGACCCAGGGCCGCAGGACUAAAAGGGCCCGAAAACGCAAGCUGUGCUCCGUCAGGGAGCUCGAAGUGAAAGUGAAUGAACUGGGUCUCAAAUAUAAGAGCGAAGAGACGGUGCUGCUGCGCUACUGCAGUGGCAAAUGCGAUAAACACCGGGAAAACUAUGACAUGGUCAUGAAGCACAUGAUGACAGUGGGCUUCAGAGAGAAGGGCCGCAAGGACAAAGUUAGCAUUCAGCCCUGCUGCCGACCGACUGCAUUUGAGCACUUUACCGUCCUGGACACAACAGUAAACCCCAGCCGCUAUCUGAACAUACACAACGUAUCUGCAAAGAACUGCGGAUGUGUAUGACCCAGAGAUAUGGACUUCUUUAUGCUGCUCUCACUCUCUGAUGGAAGAGUCAUGGUUGCUGUUAACAGAAAAUCUAUGGAGUAUAAACUCAAUGAGAGGAAGAUGUGAAUAUGUUCCUGGAUGCUCCAAAGCAGCUUUUUUAAAAAAUAAUAAUUUUAUUUUUUUUUGUUGGACAGAUAGACUCUGGCAUUUGACCAUCAGUCUUCACAAGCUGAGACAGUGUCACGUGGACAGCAAGACUUGACAUGUACAAAGGCAGACAAUGGCUGCUUAAAUCACAAGUUUUUAUCUUUUCUAUCCAUGUAGUAACACUGUAAACUGUGGUGUAACAACAAUGUAGCAAGGUUUUGUUUGUGAUGUCAUAUUUCAGUAGUAGUAAAUGAAACAGAUUGAUGAUUUAUAAGCUGUAGGGGACCAGAUCAGUGCUGUAACUGGACUUCAUUCCCACCGGUGUUAAUCACAGGACACUUCAGCCUCGUGGCCUGAUUAUAAUGUUUUGUGAUCUGGCUUAAAGCGUGUUGUUAUUACAGGCCAUGACUUUGGUUCCCUACUUCUAUGCAAUGUUACUAACUGGCUUGUGUUAUUACACAGGUAGAAGAAAAAAGUGUUACUGAUUAGAAUUUGCUAAUGCAAGAAAAUCCUUUUCUGUAGCUCCAGGUUUUAUGCCCACGUUAAAAACUCCAGUGUAUGUCGAUUUUGUGUUGAAUAACAGCAACAGAGCAAUUUAAACAUUUCACACAUCUGCUCUCUUGAGUUCUACUUUCUCAAAACACCCCAGUCUAAAAUACGCAAUUACCCAAAAUUUUCAGGAAUUAUUUUCCCCAAAUAAUUGCCAUAACACACCAAGUCAAACCAACACGCGCGGGAAUCCACAAAGUUACAUUCAUAAACAUCGCACAUAUCAGGUUGCCGGUGACAUAACCCGUUUCAUUUUUGUCUCUGGGUGUCAUUUGUGAACGUUUACACUUACACGGUCAUUAGCUAAUUUGAGAAGCAGGUGUAAAAGAGAAAAAUGGAAACUAAAAACUUGGCAAAGUAGAUGCUGAGAUCUGAAGUGAUGUUCGCACCUCUCCAUAAAACCAUGUAACCUUUUCCAAUCCAGAGCCCACAGUACAGCCUUCCACUGGCCCUUCAAAUGCCUCCUUUGUUGUAUUGCCUGGUUGACUUUUAGGGGAGAAAAAGCUGUUGAAAUGAAUCAUUAAGCAUCUUUUUCACCUUCGCCGAUUUUUAUUUGGUUUGAACCCAUAGCAACUGCCUGAAGUAAAAACACAUUAUGUCUGUCUGUUUUUUUCUUUUUGACUUUUUUGUUUUUCCGGGAAGGUGAAAUGGAGAUGCGGUGCAUCUUUUUUUGUUGUUCUUAUUGUAUUUAUUUGGGAAAUAAAUUAUGGUUUUGCAUAUUUAUUUAGAUUACCACACAGAAAUGGGACAGCUUAUCAUCAUUAAGAAACUGUGCCAAAAAAUGUUUAUCUUACAUUCUAUACUGACUGCUGAAUAAAUAUAAUUUCAGACGUAUGGAUGUUUAUCGUUUCUCCCAAGUCACUGAUUUUGGGGGUGUCAAAUAUUCUGUACUCAGAUUGUAUUUAAAAUAGAAAAUAAAUAAAACAAUAAACUUUC